AUGAGACUGGUCAAGUCUGGCCGUGAUCAGCAAAAGCCGGUUUUGAUCAGUUUGAGGCGUGGGACACGGUCACAAGGCACCUUCUAUGAUCGAGUGGCACAGGACAAGGAAAUCCUUAAGGUGGUGUUGCUACUCACUGGAAGCAUCCAGACAGCUCGGAACGGGAAGGACGAAUAUCUUCAGGACUUUGAGCGCUGGAGUUGGCUUUGGAACUGCGAUAUUGAUGAAGAGUAUCGCAAGUUUUUGGCCUCGGAACCUUCGUUGGAUGAAUUUGAGGCUCGACUUCGGUCCUUCGCACGUUUGGACGACGAGUUUCAGCUGAUCGAUUCAAGACGCCAGAUUUCUGCCCUAUCUCUGCACACGGGCAGUUUGGCCAAAAGCCUCCGCGAUCUCGCGGGCAGAUGGAAGGAGUCUUUUGCCAAGGAACUCCACUUGCAGGCUUUCCAGCGUUUGGAAGCUCUCAGUGAGGUGAUCAAAUCGACCAUGAAAAAGUUGAGUCAAGAGGUGGCGGAUGGCGAUAUCGAAGCGUUGGGACAUGUGAUGCGAACCCUUCGGGAGGUCCGCGAGAAGCAGGGUGAAAUUGAAUUGGAGUUAGAGCCGGUUGCGCAGAUGUACGCGAUGCUGGACUCCUAUUUGCCCAAUAUCUUGGACAAAGAGGACGGCCAUUUGAGCUGCGUUUUCUGUUGGUUUUUACCACUUUGGAUGGAUAGGAGCAAGACGCCAGAAGCAUGUUGCAGAGCAGUGGGUGAUCUCAGAUCUCAGCACCAAACCCCCCCGCAGAUCACCUGCCAUCGGGCCAUGGUGGCCAGACGUCGGUCCCGGACCGGGGCCGUGGCAGUGCUGCUGCUAGCGGCGGCGGUUCUUAGGGAAGCCUUCGUGGUACCAGGCGGUCGGCCCUUGCCGCGGGCUGCCCUGCGGCUGUUCCCAGCUCUGCUGGGCGCGGCGCCCGCCUGGGCAGAGAAGGGGGUCACCACGGCCUGGAAAAAACGUCCCGAUGGCGGAGAGGAUGAGAUCCAUACUGGCGGCGUUGAGUGGGAAGAUGUGAAGGUGGGCACAGGCGCUAGCCCUCAGAUUGGCGACCAAAUCGGGCUCCGUUACGUGCUGAAGGCCUAUGUACGAGAACGUGAAGUGAUCGUGGAGGACAACACCAAGGGCAAGGCCAAGGAUUUCAGGUUUGGAGUUGGUCAACUCCUACCAGGCAUGGAUGAAGGUAUUGCGGGGAUGAAGACCGGUGGCGUCCGCAAGCUACGCAUCCCGGGCAACUUGGCCUUCGGCGAGAAGGCCUUGCCGUCGGCGCCCGGGCGCAUGGCGCUGCCGCCCUUCCAACCGGUGGAGGCGGUCGUCACGUUGGAUUUCAUUCCGGGGGCAGAUGCGGUCUAUGACUAUGGCGAGAUGGAUGAGGAGAAGUGAGAAGAUCGGGAGCUGCGAUGAUCUGAAUGAGAUAUUUCUCAGUAAAUCCAGAGGCGUUUGAACACUUUUCCAUGACUCGACAUCUUUUCGCAUGCGGCCUGAUGGCCUAAUGCCCCGGUCGGACGAUUCAUUGCAAAAACAACAUGAGCGAAUGAUGGGGGGCGGCAUGCUGAGACCCGG
Cladocopium goreaui is the source of this 1590-nucleotide messenger RNA. The record is from the annotation of a GenBank genome assembly. NCBI's taxonomy places the organism in Eukaryota, Dinophyceae, Suessiales, Symbiodiniaceae.